This is a messenger RNA of Nematostella vectensis (starlet sea anemone), 3936 nucleotides long. RefSeq lists its product as uncharacterized. The record is from RefSeq and is a predicted model, not a curated record. Lineage: Eukaryota; Metazoa; Cnidaria; Anthozoa; Actiniaria; Edwardsiidae. The transcript has a single exon. Gene Ontology annotation, cellular component: membrane. The coding region runs from base 742 to 3600 and encodes 952 amino acids.
GUUUGGAACCAAAUCCCAUUCUUGCAUUCAGCAGAUAAGUAGAACGGGACGAUAUAUGUGUUUCGUAUUUAUUUAACCAAAUAGCAUCUUUAACGAUUUAAUUUGCCUAGCAAGCAUAUAUAAUUUUUCGACAGAAAAAUUCGCCUAGCCGUAGGAUCAUGUUUCCAUAGUAACGUCAAUAGCUGGUGUUUCCCUACCACCCGUACCAGUUACGUGUGGUUUUCAAUGGAAACUCGACAUUCAACUCGACAAGCCUCACAAUAAAAUAUCGCGAUGAAACGCAAAGAGAAAAAAGACAGCGCUUUCUUUUAGAAAAACUGUACGGAGAAGCUGGCGUCGAGUGCUCAGCUUUGCUUGAUGUAGAAGUUGUUAUAAAAACCGCCUGCUAAAUAUACCCAUGAACACUGCGAUAACACCUGCCCUUACUCCUUCAAUCUUGGAUGAUCUCAUUUCAUCGAGGAUUGUGUUCUUUCGCGACAGAGAUUUUCCCAUGAGAAAAUAUAAUCCGCGGAGAAAGAAUUGCAAACGCGACACUGUAAUUGUUGUUGGAUCAGAAUUUUUUUGUUUGAGGACGACUGGUGAUGUUAUGUACCUUGGAAGUAAACAAAAGGCCAAUCUCUCCACGAGACGCAAUCCUAAUUUUGUUACAUCAAUUACAACAAAGAACAAGAAUUUUGACAGACUACCGUGUGUAGAGAAAGUACUAAAACAAGCGGCUGGGAAUAACACCAGGGAGUAGCUAUGAAGGGAAAAGAGAGCGUGGCAAAUAAGGAGGCUAAGGAUGUGAGCGAAGGAAGGUGCAAUGGUGACUGGCUUUGGAGUCUCGUCGCACCGUGGUCCCCGCCAGACGGUGACCUGACUACGACUCAUGUCAUCUACCUUGUACUCGUGUUAUUUGGUGCUAUAGGGUCCAGUGUGUUCAGUGUUCCUGCUGUGACCACACUCCUAGGAACUACCCGAGUACACUGCACAUACAAUACGACAUGUUACAUCCCCAAGUACGCUUUUGCGGUGCACAGAAUAGGGUUCGUCAACGCGAGCUUUUUUGCCAUUCUUAUCCUGGUAUUCAGUACAAUGCGUGUUAUAACACGGUCCAGUGUUGAUAUCGGCCUACACACUGGAGUAUGGGUUCCAAAGGCUGUGCUCCUAGCGCUUCUGGGGUACACGGCCUUCGCCACACCCUAUAGCAUCAUAGACACCAUAUAUGGAUGGUUUGAGAUCUUAGCAUGGGUGGUGUUUAGCGCCGUACAGCUCGCGUUUGUGGUAGAUCUGGCCCGAUCGUGCGGACGUUCGUUCACCAGGACCCCACACGACGGUACCUCCAUCGUGCUGAAAUCCUUUACGUGGAUCACUGCCAUAGUAUCAGUGGCCAGCACAGCGCUGUUAUACGCCAUCUACGGCCACGCGUAUCUACAGUCACGUGACACGUGCCCAGUCCACCUCGUCCUCAUCUCCGUGAACCUCUUGCUCUGCAUAACAAUACUCAUGGUCACGUGCGCGAGAACUCGUCAAGCUGGUUCAACGAGUAUUUAUACCGGUUUGUUCCAGGCGGGUUUUCAGUGCUUGUACGUGACGUAUUUGACGUCAUCCGCGUUGAUGCAUGGACGUGCACUGUGCGCUAGAGAUCCUUUCGAGGUGUUCGGAAGCAUCGCUGAGCUAGGUCCGUACAUGCAAGCGCUUGUUGGUGUAGUCUUUAUGUGUAUCAUCUUGAGCUAUGCUUUCCUACGUAACCCGAACAGAGAGCAUCUAACAUUCAACGACAAGGUUAUAGCAAACGAGAUAAACUCCCAGACUCCGGAGCAAAAGGACGCGCAUUCAUACAGCUGGCCUCUAGCUCAGGUGGUCUUACUAACAGCAUCCUUUUACGCAUGCGCAACAUUUGUACGACCUGACCAAAUAGACAAGCGCAGUAGCCAGCCAAUAUCAUGGGUGUUCCUAGCCGUCAAAAGUAUCACGAGCGUUUUUACUGCGGUGGUUUACCUGUGGAUAAUAAUUGCACCAAUAGUAAGUCCCGAUAGCGAGUCACGUGACUUUAUGAAGAUCUUAAUCUCCUUGGUGAGGUUCUUCAUCAAGAUUUUAUACAAGUUGUUUUUCGAGGCCUGUCCCGGGCUUAACCAGUCAACCUCUACCCGGUUUGUGUAUACGUUUUUCUUCCUUUGCGGAACGAUCGCGUCUUCGUUUAUGUACCUUCCCUCCGUGAGGCAAGCGCUGGGGCACAACCGCUUCUUCUGUAGUAAAAUCAGUCGCCUUGGCAACUGCAUGAGCCAUGAUCCAGGAUACCUUGCGGUCUAUCGCAUCUGUCUCACCAUGGCGACGUUCUAUAUUCUGUUCGCGGUGGUCUUAUAUAAUGUGAGAACUUACGCAGAUCCCCGCGCGCUUAUUCAGAACGGUCUGUGGGUCGUCAAGUUUGGGUUAUUCUUCGGGCUUCUCGUUUGUACAUUUUUCAUCCCGUUGGAGUUCAGCAGAGUAUGGACGUACGUUGGAUUGUUAGGGACCUUCUUCUUUAUUGUCAUGCAGAUGAUUCUCCUCGUGGACUUCACGCGCGUGUGGAACGCGAGCUUCGCACGCAGAACCGAGAGAACCGGGAAACGCAUAUGGUUUCACAUCCUAGUCUUCACGACGGUCACCCUUUAUGUAAUCUCCGGCGCAUCUGUCGUGUGUUUUUAUAUGUUUUUCGUCGGAAGCAUAGGAAGGUGUCGUACAAAUAAGACGUUUAUCACGAUGAACUUGGUGCUCUGUGGGAUAGCAUCCCUGGUGAGCAUACACCCAGUAGCUGCCGACACGGGUCUCUUACAAGCCGCGACGGUGACCUUCUUUACGAUGUAUCUCACUUUAUCAGGACUCUCGUAUAACCCCAACGAGAAGUGCAACCCUGCGGCCUCGUUUAUCUCCGAAGCUGACAUGAGACCAAACGUGAGCGUCCAGGCAGUCCUGGAUCUUAUUCUUACCAUAGUUUUCCUGGUAUAUUUUAGCUGUAGAGUAGAAUCCUUGACGGACAACCUCCAGAAACUAGUUGCGGCCACUUUUCAGCUCCUUGCAGGCUUGAGAAAUAAGGAGCCAGCGACUGACCAGGAAGAACGUGUUAACGAUGUCCAGGAAAUGAAGGCAACGCAAGAGUACACCUCAACAGAUGGAGACACGAGUGUAGACAAGUCGGGAGGAGCAGAAUCCUUGACGUCAACUCCAGGCGCGAGGGAAUAUGACGGGCAAGGAAAACAAACAAAACAUAGGUCUGGACAAACUAAUACCAGAAUAAGCUCAACGACAGAUUUAAAUGAGGCUGUAAAACCACAAUCAGGAUCUUCGCAAGAAGACGAAGAAGCCUUCCUUCUUGAAGACGGUGUAGAUUCCAGGAAAAACCAAGUGCCAUAUAGCUACACGUUUUAUCACAUGGUAUACUUCCUAGGGAGCUUGCACGUGACAAUGGUGUUGACUAACUGGUACACGCCCAAGAACGGCUCCGAGUUUAAACUGAUGAUAAACUGGGCGGCGAUGUGCAUCAAGCUCACCGCUAGCUCCAUGUGCGUCUUGUUAUAUAUAUGGAGCAUUGUGGUGCCUAUCAUGAUGCAUAAGCCAGAAGAAAACAACGUGGACCAGUGAGCUGAGAGUGGCUGCCAUUUGGAUGUUCAGGGGUGAGAUGUGAGAGUGGUUGUGUGUUAAAAUAUACAGCAGACAGUUAGGAUGUCUGUUAGGGUGUAUAAGGGUGAGAUGUGAGAGUGGUUGUGAGUUAAAAUAUAACAGCAGUCGGUUAGGAUGUCUGUUAGGGUGUAUAGGGGCGAGAUGUGAGAGUGGUUGUGUGUUAAAAUAUAACAGCAGUCGGUUAGGAUGUCUGUUAGGAUGUAUAGGGGUGAGAUGUGUGAGUGGAUGUUUAUAUGCGAUUUAUAUACGAUGCAUUAUCUAAACGCGAAGAAAUGGGAAUAAAAGAAUUAAUAGGGA